AUGGUUGUUGUUGCAAAUAUUUUAAAUGAUUUUAAUGGAGCACUCGUUAUGGUACCCCUCAUGCAUGAUGUUCAAUUGUCAAUGUCUCAUGUUGUAGAAGAGAUUAAUUAUGAUAAUGAUGUUGUAGAAGAGAUUAAUUAUGAACAUGAUGUUGUAGAAGAGAUGAAUUAUGAACAUGAUGUUGUAGAAGAGAUUAAUUAUGAACAUGAUGUUGUAGAAGAGAUUAAUUAUGAACAUGAUGUUGUAGAAGAGAUUAAUUAUGAACAUGAUGUUGUAGAAGAGAUUAAUUAUGAACAUGAUAUUGUAGAAGAGAUGAAUUAUGAACAUGAUGUUGUAGAAGAGAUGAAUUAUGAACAUGAUGUUGUAGAAGAGGUUAAUUAUGAACAUGAUGUUGUAGAAGAGAUUAAUUAUGAACAUGAUAUUGUAGAAGAGAUGAAUUAUGAACAUGAUGUUGUAGAAGAGAUUAAUUAUGAACAUGAUGUUGUAGAAGAGAUUAAUUAUGAACAUGAUGUUGUAGAAGAGGUUAAUUAUGAACAUGAUGUUGUAGAAGAGAUUAAUUAUGAACAUGAUGUUGUAGAAGAGAUUAAUUAUGAACAUGAUAUUGUAGAAGAGAUGAAUUAUGAACAUGAUGUUGUAGAAGAGAUGAAUUAUGAACAUGAUGUUGUAGAAGAGGUUAAUUAUGAACAUGAUGUUGUAGAAGAGGUUAAUUAUGAACAUGAUAUUGUAGAAGAGAUGAAUUAUGAACAUGAUGUUGUAGAAAAGGUUAAUUAUGAACAUGAUGUUGUAGAAGAGAUGAAUUAUGAACAUGAUGUUGUAGAAGAGAUUAAUUAUGAACAUGAUGUUGUAGAAGAGGUUAAUUAUGAACAUGAUAUUGUAGAAGAGAUGAAUUAUGAACAUGAUGUUGUAGAAGAGAUGAAUUAUGAACAUGAUGUUGUAGAAGAGGUUAAUUAUGAACAUGAUAUUGUAGAAGAGAUGAAUUAUGAACAUGAUGUUGUAGAAGAGGUUAAUUAUGAACAUGAUCUUGUGGAACAGAUUAGUGAUGCACAUCAUGCUGCAGAAGAGACACGUUAUGGUGCACAUAAUGUGAAACAUUUAAUCUGGUACAAAUCGUGUUGUGGAUGA
Messenger RNA from Liolophura sinensis, 1122 nucleotides. RefSeq lists its product as uncharacterized. Bases 1 to 1122 code for a protein of 373 amino acids. The transcript has a single exon. The record is from RefSeq and is a predicted model, not a curated record. Lineage: Eukaryota; Metazoa; Mollusca; Polyplacophora; Chitonida; Chitonidae.